Molecule: messenger RNA, 702 nt
Organism: Prosopis cineraria
Lineage: Eukaryota; Viridiplantae; Streptophyta; Magnoliopsida; Fabales; Fabaceae
Exons: 5
Coding region: 19-702 (227 amino acids)
Source: RefSeq, a predicted model, not a curated record
CCUAAUUCAAAAGGAAUUAUGGUUUGCCCUUCAUGCCCCAAUGAUAUGACUCAAACUGAAUUUAAGCUCAAAGCACACUAUAACGUGUCUGAUGAAUCUGGAAAUACCUCUGUUGUCUUUUUUGACAAGCAUGCGUAUGAGUUCACUCUAAAAACUGCUUCUGAGAUAAAAGAGCAGCUGCAUAAAGAAAAUCGUUCAUAUGCCUUCCCAGAUGAGCUUGAAGAUGUGGUAGGGAGAAAAAUGCUGCUCAAGCUAAAGCGUACAAGCUACAAUCUUGAACAUCCUAACUCUAGCAUUGGUGUGGUUCAAUACACAGCAUGUCAAGACCUUCUUGAGCAAUUUAAAGAGGCUUCAGUAGAGGAGGGUACCAAUUCAGGUCUGGCUAUUAUGGUCUUAGAGGGUACUAUAGUUAAAGAGGGAGUGAAUGAGGUGGUUCCAACAGCCUCAGACUUUAAGAAUAGUCAUGAAGAAACAACUAUGGGUUCAUCUCUUUCCAAAGUUGAACCAAUAAUGUCUCAGGACAUUGGGCUUGAUGAAAUGACUAUAUCUCAGCUGUAUCCUCCUCCAUUGCCAAGAGGAAAGAGGAAGCAAUAUUUGAAAAAGAGUGCAGAAGUCCAGCAAAUUAAUCCCCAACCUCAACCAUCUACUUAUGCCAUGCCUAACACCAAGCCUGUCAAGAUAAUUAAACAAGAAAAACCUUGA